AUGGGGUGUGCAUCUUCCAAACGCAUCGACGGCACGGAAGUCGCCGUAUACCAGCCACCGCCGACGAGCUUCGCCGUGUUCGACAUAAACUCCAUCGAAGAACCAUGGCUCAAACACCUCAACAACAACACCAACACCAACACCAACACCAUUUCUCAAGAAUACAAACCCGCUCUCCCUCCUCCUAUUCUCCACAUCCUCGACGCCACCGAGAAAUCUCCCCAAUCAUGGGAAGAUGUCAGCAAAACACUCCAACACCUUAAACCAGUUGUCCAACAAGAGAAAGAGAUAAAACCUCCUCAAACACCACCACUAACAUCUCCUCCGUCGUCACAACCACCACCUCCUCGCAAGGUUGCUUCCUUCCGAACACUUGAAGAACUAGAUGCGAAGCAAAAACAAAGCCCGGAGAAUAACAAGAACGAGUCACAAGCUCAAUCAACUACCGAUGGUGAUCCAUUGAGAACGAUAAAACCUACGUUGUCUUCGAAACUGAAGAACAACAUAUUCAUACAGAAAGACAUGUUAGAGAAACAAAAAGAAGAGAGAGAAUCGAAUUUCGAACGGUUAAGAAGGGACCCACUGAGUAACUACCCGGAGAAAGUUCCACCGAACGGAAACGACGCCGUGGUGAUAUACACGACGUCGUUAAGAGGAGUUAGAAAAACUUUCGAUAACUGCAACAAAGCGAGGGACUUAUUGGAGAAUCACAGGGUGAUAUUCGACGAGCGUGACGUGGCACUUCACGGAGAGUUUUUGAAGGAAGUGAAAGAGUUGUUGUUAACGGAGGAAGAGUCGGGGGUAGGGGUGGUUUUGCCGCGGGUGUUUGUGAAAGGGAGGUAUUUGGGUGGUUUGGAGGAGUUAACGGAGUUAAAUGAAACGGGGAGACUUGGGAGGAUAUUGAAUGCGACACGUGUGGAGAGAGGUGUUGGGAGACAAGGUUGUGGGGGGUGUGGUGGGGCUAGGUUUGUGCCUUGUUUGGAUUGUGGUGGAAGCUGUAAGUUGGUGAUUAGUGGGGUUGAAAUAAGUGAUUCCACACUGCAGAGGUGCCCUAAGUGUAAUGAGAAUGGGUUAGUUCAUUGCCCUGCUUGUCUUUGA
Lathyrus sativus (Indian pea) is the source of this 1098-nucleotide messenger RNA. NCBI's taxonomy places the organism in Eukaryota, Viridiplantae, Streptophyta, Magnoliopsida, Fabales, Fabaceae. The record is from the annotation of a GenBank genome assembly.